Messenger RNA from Dama dama (fallow deer), 3031 nucleotides. It is a transcript of the gene PPP2R5D, whose product is annotated as protein phosphatase 2 regulatory subunit B'delta. Bases 131 to 1972 code for a protein of 613 amino acids. Gene Ontology annotation, biological process: protein dephosphorylation; signal transduction. The record is from RefSeq and is a predicted model, not a curated record. Gene Ontology annotation, cellular component: protein phosphatase type 2A complex; nucleus; cytosol. The transcript has 17 exons. Gene Ontology annotation, molecular function: protein phosphatase activator activity. NCBI's taxonomy places the organism in Eukaryota, Metazoa, Chordata, Mammalia, Artiodactyla, Cervidae.
ACAGACACCGCUCGACCCGGGCGCAGCGCGCAGGCGGUGGCGAAGAGACGCCGAGCGGGCCGAGUGCGGCCGAGCAAAGCCGGAGCCGGAGCGGGGCCGCAGGAGCCGGGCAGGGUCCGGACGGGCCGAGAUGCCCUAUAAACUGAAGAAGGAGAAGGAGCCCCCCAAGCUUGCCAAAGGCACAGCCAAGCCCAGCAGCUCGAGCAAGGAUGGUGGAGGCGAGAGCACGGAGGAGGGCUUCUAUGUCACCCCACGGCAGCGCUUAACCACAGCGGCCCAGGCCCAGCCGCAGCCCCAGCCCCAGCCACAACCCCAGCCACCGUCAUCCAACAAGCGUCCCAGCAACAGCACGCCGCCCCCCACGCAGCUCAGCAAGAUCAAGUACUCGGGGGGCCCCCAGAUUGUCAAGAAGGAGCGACGACAGAGCUCCUCCCGCUUCAACCUCAGCAAGAACCGGGAGCUGCAGAAGCUUCCUGCCCUAAAAGACUCGCCCACCCAGGAGCGGGAGGAGCUGUUCAUCCAGAAGCUGCGCCAGUGCUGCGUCCUCUUCGACUUUGUGUCAGACCCACUCAGUGACCUCAAGUUCAAGGAGGUGAAGCGGGCGGGACUCAACGAGAUGGUGGAGUACAUCACCCACAGCCGCGAUGUCGUCACCGAGGCCAUUUACCCCGAGGCCGUCACCAUGUUUUCAGUGAACCUCUUUCGGACGCUGCCACCUUCAUCGAAUCCCACUGGGGCGGAGUUUGACCCUGAGGAAGAUGAGCCCACCCUGGAGGCUGCCUGGCCGCAUCUCCAGCUCGUCUAUGAGUUUUUCUUACGUUUUCUCGAGUCUCCUGAUUUCCAGCCAAACAUAGCCAAGAAGUACAUUGACCAAAAGUUUGUCCUUGCUCUCCUGGACCUGUUUGACAGUGAGGACCCUCGAGAGCGGGACUUCCUCAAGACCAUCUUGCAUCGCAUCUAUGGCAAGUUUUUGGGGCUCCGGGCUUAUAUCCGUAGGCAGAUCAACCACAUCUUCUACAGGUUCAUCUAUGAGACAGAGCAUCACAAUGGGAUUGCCGAGCUCCUGGAGAUCCUGGGCAGCAUCAUCAACGGCUUUGCCUUGCCCCUGAAGGAAGAGCACAAAAUGUUCCUCAUCCGGGUUCUUCUUCCCCUUCACAAGGUCAAGUCCCUAAGUGUCUACCACCCUCAGCUGGCAUACUGCGUGGUGCAGUUCCUGGAGAAGGAGAGCAGCCUCACUGAGCCGGUGAUUGUAGGCCUCCUCAAGUUCUGGCCCAAGACCCACAGCCCCAAGGAAGUGAUGUUUCUGAAUGAGCUAGAGGAGAUCCUGGAUGUCAUUGAGCCUUCAGAGUUCAGCAAAGUGAUGGAGCCCCUGUUCCGCCAGCUUGCCAAGUGUGUCUCCAGCCCCCAUUUCCAGGUGGCGGAGCGUGCCCUCUAUUACUGGAACAACGAGUACAUCAUGAGCCUGAUAAGUGACAACGCUGCCCGAGUCCUCCCCAUCAUGUUCCCCGCGCUCUACAGGAACUCCAAGAGCCACUGGAACAAGACAAUCCACGGGCUGAUCUACAAUGCCCUGAAGCUGUUUAUGGAGAUGAAUCAGAAGCUGUUUGAUGACUGCACGCAACAGUACAAGGCCGAGAAGCAGAAGGGCCGGUUUCGAAUGAAGGAGAGAGAAGAGAUGUGGCAAAAGAUUGAGGAGCUGGCCCGACUUAAUCCCCAGUAUCCCAUGUUCCGAGCGCCUCCCCCUCUGCCUCCCGUGUACUCGAUGGAGACUGAGACCCCCACGGCAGAGGACAUCCAGCUUCUGAAGAGGACGGUGGAGACAGAGGCCGUGCAGAUGCUGAAGGACAUCAAGAAGGAGAAAGUGCUGCUCCGGCGGAAGUCCGAGCUGCCCCAGGACGUGUACACCAUCAAGGCGCUGGAGGCGCACAAGCGGGCAGAAGAGUUCCUAACUGCCAGCCAGGAGACCCUCUGACCUCCUCGCCUCCCGCCGCAGGGCCAUGGCCCACUCGGCCCUGGGACACUGCCCCAGCCCUCCUCCACCCUCUGCUCCCCACUGGCUGACUUGGGGCAAGGCAGGGCCUCUCUGCUGUGGGAAGGGGGUGGGACGCGGCCUUGGAAGCAGGGGCACCGAGUGGCCCCUCUUCUCCCCCAAAGGUGUUCAUGCCUCCCUGCGCCUAGUACAGACAGGCUGGGCACGGCGGUGCUUGGCGCUCAGAUGACAUGGGGAUGCCUGGCCCCCUCCUGCUCCUCACCCCACAGCUACCUGAGGCUGCUCUGAGAAAUACACAUGGGAAUAAUGUGCUCCUCUUCCCCUCAGGCCCAGGUGCCCCCUCGUCGUCUCCCUCCCCGUCAAGCCUGUAGGGGGCAGCAGGAGACGAUUCUCACCAAAGUUAUGUCAAGCCCCACUGGCCCCUGGAAUGAAUUAGCCAGAGGGGAGCCAACCCCCAACAGCCCAAAUAGGCCCAAAUAGGCCCCCAGCCCCAGAGGCGUGCAGGCUGAUGGGGCUGCAUUAUUUCCUCUUACCCCCUGCCUGACCGAGACAGCGUGGGAGGGCAAAAGGAGAAAAGCAUAGGCUCUGGACCACAGCUGAUGAAUAGAGGGCCCAAAGGGACCGAGAGAAGGGGAUGAACAGACACCCGACCCUAUGCCCCUCUCCGAUGAGCAGCAACCCUGGGAUCACUGACAUGGAAGGGACCACCCCGGGGCUGACUGCUUUCCUGUGCUGUUGGUCCCCAAAGCUAAGAAGAAGGAAGCAGGGAGCAGUGCUCCAAGCAUGGCUCCCCCCAACACCUAUUUAUUUCCUUGUUUGUGUUGAUGCUGGGCAGGUCCUCAUUUGUCCCUUUAAGGUACCUUUGAGGGGUGAGGGGCUGGGGAGGGCCAGACCCAGGUUCCAAGGGCACAGGCAGUGCAGCUUUUGGCUGUGUACAUAGGGUGCUUUAUUCUCCACAGAGUGAUACAUGCUAAGGUGGGUUGGGCUUGGGCCGAUGUCCCCAUAUGUACAGAACUGAAUAAAGUGGGUCUCUGAGAAGAA